AGCCCCACGAUUGCCGCGCGCGCACUGUGGCCCCCCGACGCUGGCACGGGCGGCGGUUCGGAGCGCUUCCAAAGUCCAGCACAUUCAAGUGCCCAAAGCGGAGCAGGUCAGGUGCUGAGCCGCGGGGUCCAGAGCAAUGCUGCUGAAGAAAGUGCUCCUGCUGACCCUGGUGGCCCAGGUGCAGAUGCUGGAGAAUGGGCUCCUGAGGCAGCCACCCAUGGGCUGGCUGGCCUGGGAGCGUUUCCGCUGCAACACAGACUGUGAUAAGGACCCCAAGAACUGCAUCAGCGAGCGGCUCUUCAUGGAGAUGGCUGACCGGCUGGCACAAGAUGGAUGGCGGGACCUGGGCUACGUGUACCUCAACAUUGAUGACUGCUGGAUUGGCGGGCGCGACUCCACGGGUCGCCUCAUACCCGAUCAGAAGCGUUUCCCCAAUGGCAUUGCCUUCCUGGCUGACUAUGCUCACUCCCUGGGCCUGAAGCUGGGCAUCUAUGAGGAUUUGGGCAACUUCACCUGCAUGGGCUACCCGGGCACCACUCUCGACAAGGUGGUCCAGGACGCCCAGACGUUCGCCGAGUGGAAGGUGGACAUGCUGAAACUGGACGGCUGCUUCUCAACUGCCGAGGAGCGGGCCCAGGGGUACCCCAAGAUGUCGGCUGCCCUGAAUGCCACCGGCCGCCCCAUCGCCUUCUCCUGCAGUUGGCCCGCCUAUGAAGGGGGCCUCCCCCCGAAGGUGGACUACAAACAGCUGGCAAGCAUCUGUAACCUCUGGCGCAACUACAUAGACAUUCAAGACUCGUGGAGCAGCAUGCUGUCUAUCCUGGACUGGUUCAUGGCCCACCAGGACAUCCUACAGCCCGUGGCAGGCCCAGGGCACUGGAACGACCCAGACAUGCUGCUCAUCGGUAACUUCGGCCUGAGCUUCGAGCAGGCGCGCGCCCAGAUGGCCUUGUGGACCAUCCUGGCGGCCCCGCUCUUCAUGUCCACGGACCUGCGCACCAUCAGCCCCCAGAACGUGGACAUUCUGCAGAACGCGCUCAUGAUCAAGAUCAACCAGGACCCCCGAGGCAUCCAGGGGCGCAGAAUUAUCCAGGACCCGGACCACAUAGAGGUGUUCCUGCGGCCCCUGGUGAACCGGACCUUCGCCGUAGUGUUCUUCAGCCGCCGAACGGACAUGCCAUACCGCUACCACAUCUCCCUGGACCGGCUGAUCUCCAACAACUCCACGGUGUAUGAGGCCCAGGAUGUCUACACGGGUGCGAUCAUCAGCAACCUUAAGCACACCACCAACGUCACCGUCACCAUCAACCCUUCAGGGGUGGUCAUGUGGUACCUGUACCCCACCCGGAAGCUGGGGCGGACCCAUCACUGAGGAGCUGGACGUGUGACAGGCUGCCGCAGCACGGACUGGGCCUGGACUGGGCUGCCACCUCGAGCGCCGAGGACCUAGCCGGCCAGCUGGGCAUCCCACCACCCAGCGACCCCAUCAGACCCCCACAUGCAACCGCCAACCUCGAGGCCAGGGGCCACCCGGCCCCUGCCCAAGCGUGUGUCCUCAUGGAAAUGCAAGGUGCCCCAUGGCCUCUGCUCGGUCUUGGCGACACCUGGACCAGCCUGCAGGACCCCUGAGGCACAGUGACAGAGCCCUCGGAACUUCCGCUGCCAACCCGGUGCUCACUGUGAAGUCAGGAUUCGGAACCGGUCUUGCCAGGAGGGGAGAUGGAAGCGG
This is a messenger RNA of Sorex fumeus (smoky shrew), 1729 nucleotides long. It is a transcript of the gene NAGA, whose product is annotated as alpha-N-acetylgalactosaminidase. Gene Ontology annotation, biological process: glycosylceramide catabolic process; oligosaccharide metabolic process; glycoside catabolic process. The transcript has 10 exons. Gene Ontology annotation, molecular function: alpha-galactosidase activity. Bases 137 to 1372 code for a protein of 411 amino acids. Lineage: Eukaryota; Metazoa; Chordata; Mammalia; Eulipotyphla; Soricidae. The record is from RefSeq and is a predicted model, not a curated record. Gene Ontology annotation, cellular component: cytoplasm.